AUGUCCACAGCCGUGGCCCUCCCACCUCCACCGAUUCGAACCACCAAAGAUCUCAAGGCGGCGCACCAUCUCUCCUCGGGCGGCGCGUCGGGUCUUGCGUCCGCUAUAACCCUGCAGCCCCUGGAUCUGCUCAAGACUCGUCUACAGCAGGCUUAUGCGACCGAAGCGAAGGGGGCCAAGCGGAGAAAGCUGAGCCAGGUAGUCAGUGGUGUAUUGCGAGAUGAUGGAAUACAAGGCUUAUGGCGGGGUACCACACCCACUGUUGUUCGAAACGUCCCCGGCGUAGCCAUGUACUUCUACUCACUCUCCGCUAUCCGGGGAUACCUGACCACCAUCCCAUUCUUCGCUAUCCCCCUCACACAGCCUACAGGUCAGCCGCCAACGGCAGUGGCUGCUCUUCCCGCCUCCUCUGUCCCGGCCGCAGCGCCGAUAUCGCCCGCAUCAAACACAGCCCUGGUCAAGCUAUCACCCCAGGGCAAUCUUAUUGCUGGUGCGAUAGGGCGGACAGGGGUCGGUUUCAUACUGAAUCCAGUGACGGUCCUGAAGGCGAGGUUCGAGAGUGGCCAGUACAAGGAAUACAAAUCGCUCUUCUCUGCUUUCAAGUCGCUGCUACGGCAAAACGGCGUCCGGGGGCUGUUUCAGGGGUUCACAGCGACGGCAGCGCGAGAUGCACCGUAUGCGGGAAUGUACCUCGUCUUCUAUGAGAAGGGGAAGGAUCUGGCUGGACGACUCGUCAAGCCGGAAUGGGGGAUACCGUAUGCUGCUCAGCACUCUGUCUCGGGAGCUCUGGCAGCUAUACUAGCGACGACUAUCACCUCACCAGCCGACGUAGUCAAAACAAGAAUGCAGGUGAACUUCACGAAUCACCCGACAAUACGAAUCGCCAUCAGCAAGAUCUACGCCGACCGGGGACUCGCCGGUUUCUUCUCUGGCUCGUCCUUAAGAGUCUCGCGCAAAGCGGCGUCGAGCGCGAUAGCUUGGACGGUAUAUGAGGGAUUACUGCUCUUUUAUCGGGAUAGGGAAGCCUGA
Dioszegia hungarica is the source of this 1029-nucleotide messenger RNA. RefSeq names its product mitochondrial carrier domain-containing protein. The record is from RefSeq and is a predicted model, not a curated record. The transcript has 8 exons. Bases 1 to 1029 code for a protein of 342 amino acids. Gene Ontology annotation, molecular function: glycine transmembrane transporter activity. Lineage: Eukaryota; Fungi; Basidiomycota; Tremellomycetes; Tremellales; Bulleribasidiaceae. Gene Ontology annotation, biological process: glycine import into mitochondrion. Gene Ontology annotation, cellular component: mitochondrion; mitochondrial inner membrane.